Molecule: messenger RNA, 1947 nt
Organism: Eruca vesicaria subsp. sativa (arugula)
Lineage: Eukaryota; Viridiplantae; Streptophyta; Magnoliopsida; Brassicales; Brassicaceae
Source: the annotation of a GenBank genome assembly
UCAACCUUUCUCUUCAUUUUACCAUCCCACCUCCUAAUCAUCAAAUUAAGUUUGAUCAGAGAUCUAUCUCUAGCUAGGCGAGUAUAUAUGGGGUGGUGUCUAAAAUACUGCGGCCUUUGGGCAAUGAUGAUGACCAUCAUUUCUUUAGUUCAGGCUGAAGAUCCCUACCGUUUUUUCGACUGGAGGGUCACUUACGGCAACAUUUAUCCACUUGGCAUUCCUCAAAGGGGAAUUCUUAUAAAUGGACAAUUUCCUGGACCGGAGAUUUACUCUGUCACCAAUGAUAAUUUGAUCAUCAAUGUUCACAACGAUCUCGACGAGCCCUUUCUCUUGUCUUGGAACGGAGUACAGCUGAGGAAGAACUCAUAUCAAGAUGGAGUGUAUGGGACUACUUGUCCAAUCCCACCGGGCAAGAACUAUACUUAUGCCAUCCAAGUCAAAGACCAGAUCGGUAGUUUCUUCUACUUCCCUUCCCUCGCCUUUCACAAAGCCGCCGGUGGUUUUGGUGGCCUCCGUAUCCUCAGCCGCCCUCGCAUCCCCGUCCCUUUCCCUGAACCCGCCGGAGAUUUCACCUUCCUCAUCGGCGAUUGGUACUCUCACCAUGACCACAAGAAUUUGAAGGCAAUUUUGGAUAGAGGUCACAGGCUACCCUUGCCUGAUAAGGUUUUGAUCAACGGCCAUGGUGUCAACUUUUCUUCUUCUCUCACCGUUGACAAAGGUAAAACAUACAGAUUCAGAAUAUCGAAUGUGGGGCUUCAACACUCGCUGAAUUUCAAAAUAGUCGACCAUCAGAUGAAGCUGGUUGAGGUCGAGGGAACCCACACGAUCCAGUCCAUGUAUUCCUCACUCGACAUUCACGUUGGCCAGUCUUACUCUGUCCUAGUCACCAUGGACCAGCCUGAGAAAGACUAUUCCAUCGUCGUUUCCACUAGAUUUGCUGCCAAGAAGCUCGUGGUCGGAUCUACUCUCCACUAUUCCAACUCCAGACAAAGCAUCUCUUCUAAUUCUCUCUCUGCUAGAGGGCCUGCCGAUGAACUAGACUGGUCUAUCAAACAAGCUCGGUCCAUUAGGACCAACCUGACAGCGUCCGGGCCAAGGCCCAACCCUCAGGGCUCGUACCAUUAUGGCCUAAUCAAUAUCUCUAGGACUUUGGUACUAGAGAGCUCAGCGGCCCUGGUGAAGAGGAAGCAACGCUAUGCCAUAAACGGCGUGUCGUUUGUGCAUUCCGACACUCCGCUGAAGCUGGCGGAUUACUUUAACAUCAAGGGUGUUUUCAAAGUGGGAAGCAUCCCUGACCAGCCGAGAAGAGGAGGGAUAAGGCUGGACACGGCAGUGAUGGGAGCAAACCACAGGGCUUUUAUUGAGAUUGUCUUUCAAAACCGGGAGAAGAUCGUCCAGAGUUACCACCUUGAUGGAUACAGCUUCUGGGUUGUUGGAAUGGAUAGAGGAACAUGGUCACAUGCGAGCAGACGAGAGUAUAACCUCAUGGAUGCGGUUUCUCGCUCAACUACUCAGGUGUAUCCAGAAUCAUGGACAGCCGUAUAUGUGGCAUUGGAUAAUGUGGGGAUGUGGAAUCUAAGGAGUGAGUUCUGGGCGAGGCAAUACUUAGGACAACAAUUUUACCUACGAGUUUACUCUCCGGUUCACUCUCUCAGAGAUGAAUAUCUUGUGCCCAAUAAUGCUCUGUUGUGUGGUCGAGCCUCCAACAUGAAGAGACCCAUCAUCACUCCAUAGAUCACAUUUACAUUACAUUAUUCAUACCAAUCUAUAAUAGAGUUGAUUAACCACUAUCGUUUAGAUAUAUAUUCUGUUUGGAAAUAAAUGACAAGCUAUUCAUAAUUCUUCACCAAAUAGUUCAUUUCUUUGUAUUACAAACUAAUCAAAUCAAAAUAAUUAUUAAAUAUUCGUUUUGGUUGUUUAUAAAUUGUACGCAAUGUUAUAAUUUAU